Molecule: messenger RNA, 1778 nt
Organism: Ananas comosus (pineapple)
Lineage: Eukaryota; Viridiplantae; Streptophyta; Magnoliopsida; Poales; Bromeliaceae
Product: flavin-containing monooxygenase FMO GS-OX-like 4
Exons: 7
Coding region: 109-1434 (441 amino acids)
Molecular function (GO): NADP binding; N,N-dimethylaniline monooxygenase activity; flavin adenine dinucleotide binding
Source: RefSeq, a predicted model, not a curated record
AAUUUUUAUUUUUUUUAAUUCCUUUGACGGAUUUCUAUGGCAUGUCAAACCACUGGGCCAAGGGAUUGACUCGGCCCAAAAGUGCGACCCAACCAACUCCGACGAGAAAUGCGUCGGUCGUGCAAGGUGGCGGUGAUCGGAGCCGGCGUUUCGGGGCUCGUCGCCGCGCGCGAGCUCCUCCGCGAGGGGCACGAGGUCGUCGUGUUCGAGAAAUCGGGCCGGGUCGGUGGAACCUGGGCCUACGACCCCCGCUCCGACUCCGACCCGGUCGGGCUAGACCCGGCGCGCCGCGUGGUCCACGGGAGCCUCUACGCCUCGCUCCGCACCAACCUCCCGCGCCCGCUCAUGGGCUUCUCCGACUACCCCCUCCUAGGCCGGAGCUUCGGCGACGCUAGGGCUUUCCCGGGGCACGAGGAGAUGUUGGCGCUCCUCGAGGCGUUCGCGGGGGACGCCGGGGUCCCGGCCGCCGUGCGAGCGCGCACGGAGGCGGCGCGGGUGGCUCCGCGCCUCCGCGGCGGCGGCGGCGGCGCCGGCGCCGGGGAGGAGGAGUGGGUGGUGGAGUGGCGGAGGAGGGAGGAGGAGGAUGGGGAGGUGGUGGAGGAGGGGGCGGAGGAGUUCGACGCGGUGGUGGUUUGCAACGGGCACCACACGGAGCCUAGGGUUCCGAGGAUUCCGGGGAUUGAGAGGUGGCCCGGGAAACAAAUACAUAGCCACAAUUAUCGCAUCCCCGAACCAUUUCGAGAUCAGAUUGUGGUUAUUAUUGGGAUGGGAUCCAGUGCCCAAGAUAUCUCUAAAGAAAUAUCACAUGUAGCAAAAGAAAUCCACCUAGCGUCAAGAUCUACAGAUGUUAUAAUUGGAAAGCUAGAUGGCCAUGAUAAUAUCUGGCAACACUCUAUGGUCAGUUGUGUACACGAAGAUGGCGUGGUAGACUUUGACGACGGUUCAUCGCUAUGUGCGGAUGUCAUCUUUUACUGUACAGGGUAUAAGUACCAUUUCCCUUUCCUUGAACUAGAUGAGAUCAACAUUGACGACAGCCGAGUUGGGCCUCUCUAUAAGCAUAUUUUUCCUCCAAAACUAGCCCCAUGGCUCUCUUUUGUGGGGUUACCUUAUAAGGCUAUUAUUUUUCUGAUGAUAGAGUUGCAAUGUAAGUGGAUUGCACGUAUUUUAUCAAACAAACUUGCUUUACCAUCAGAAACAGACAUGAUGGCAUCUGUUCUCGAACAUUAUCGCCGAAUGGAAGAGGCCGGGAUGCCAAAACACCACACUCAUUCGCUUCUGUCGAACCAGGCCGACUACCUGAACUGGCUGUCUUGUGAGGUUGGAAUGCCUCCAGUAGAGGAAUGGAGAUUUCGCAUGUACGACAGAGCGAUCAUGCGCAUUCAUUCUCGUGAUGAUAAGUGUAGAGACAAUUGGGAUGCCGACCCUUCGAUCUAGCGAGCUCAAUUCACCUUUCAAGGGCUCCUCCUAUGUCCUAUCAUGUGAAAAUGCUUAGCCAUUGAUCGUUUAUAACUAACAAGCAAAUCGAAGCAUUCCUCUGUUGCAUUAUGGGGAUAAACAGUUGCUUAUUUUCUCCAGCAAAAAAGUAGAGAUAUUGUUGAGAUAUGGCUAGCUAGCUAGAUCCAUCAUCACUAUGGUACGUACCUGAGAAGAGUUUAAUCAGAUGUAAAUUAUUCAGAGCAAUUUAGUGUAAACAUGGAAAAGGUAUAAUAAUUAUAUUAACGCUCAGCGUAAGCAUGCUUAUCGAAUUGCCUAAUAAGAGAUCAGGAUUUCUUAGUUUC